CCAAAACCAAAACUAAGCACCUGCUUCUCCUUCUUCUUCUUCUUCUUCUUCAAGCCUGUGACCACGAAACGACAAUAUUUAUAUUAUUUAUUUCAAUUUGCAGUUUCUUAUAUGCACCUUCCCUCUCUCGCCUUGUUCGUUUCGAAUCUCUCCGUUCUUUUAUUAUCUUCCACAAAUACUUAAUGUUCACGGUCUAACGGUUUAACAGAAACGACAUUAGGGUUUCGUUAUGAAAUGGUGGGUGUGGUAAUGGCCUCGAACCGGACAACAAGGCACGCCAAUCUUCUCGACUCGGCCAAAUUGGCCACCGACAUACCGUCGAAGCUCGAUUACUUGCGCCAAUUGAAGCAGGAUUUGGUCCAUGAAGACCCUGCUUUGCUCUCCGAGUUCCUCCCUCGUCUAUUCGAGCUUCAGUCUGAUAGUUUCAGUCCAGUUCGCAAGUUUGCCGCCGAAAUGAUUGGCGAAAUUGGAUUAAAGCACACGGAAUUGUUACCUGAAAUCGUACCUGUAUGUAUAAAUUUUUUGAAUGAUAGUACACCAGCCGUUGCUCGACAAGCCAUCACUUGUGCUAUUGAUUUAUUUCGCUGCACCCUUGAAAAGAUUGCUGUUCAGGGUCUAUAUUCUAGUGAACUGGAUGGUUCGCUUCAGUCAUCAUGGGCAUGGAUGAUAAAGCUCAAGGAGAAAAUAUACUCAAUAGCUUUUCAGUUGGGAAGUGGCGGGACAAGGUUGUUGGCACUGAAGUUUGUAGAAGCAAUUAUUCUUCUUUACACUCCUGAUCCUAAUGGUUCUUCAGAGCCCCCAUCCGUUGAAGGGAGCCAGGUUGAAUUCAAUAUAUCUUGGCUUCGUGGCGGUCAUCCUGCACUAAAUGUUGGAGAUUUGUCAAUAGAGGCCAGUCAAAGUUUGGGUUUAUUGCUUGAUCAGCUUAGGUUCCCGACUGUGAACUCUCUCAAUAACUCAAUGCUUGCUGUGCUUAUUAACAGUCUUUCAGCAAUUGCAAAGAAAAGGCCUGCAUUCUAUGGACGCAUUCUGCCAGUUUUACUUGGUCUGAACCCCUCGAGCUCGGCCAAUAAUGGGGUGAAUGUUCCUGGGGCACAUCAUGCUCUAAGAAAUGCCUUCCUCAUCUGUUUAAAAUGCACACACCCUGGUGCUGCACCGUGGCGGGAUCGAUUAGUUGGGGCCCUGAGAGAGAUGAAAGCUGGAAGCUUGGCAGAACAAGCCCUUCAUCAGGUUUGCAAUAUUAAUGGAGGUCCAGAGGAUGGGCAAGAUGAUGCUUCAGUUGUUAAGGAAAAAAAACCCACUGUUGAAGCAUAUGAUUCUGCCCAUAGUAGCUUUGUUAGGAAAAGAUCUGGAGCACAAGACAGUAGUGAUUUAGCCAAGGAUGAAGAUGCAUCUGGAAAACGUGUCAGAUCAAUGUCUAGUGUCUCGGAGGAAUCAGCUAAAGAGUCUGAUUGGAAUAUCACUGGGACUCAGGAUGAUGUUUCUUCAACUGGAGCAACCACUUCUAAAGUAGAGGGUGAUACUGGUCCUGUGCAGCAACUUGUUGCUAUGUUUGGUGCAUUGGUUGCUCAAGGUGAAAAGGCUGUUGGUUCUUUAGAAAUUCUCAUUUCAAGCAUCUCUGCUGACUUACUAGCUGAGGUAGUGAUGGCAAAUAUGCGUAAUCUUCCUCCCAAUCACACUAAAGCUGAAGGAGAUGAUGAACCACUGGUGAAUAUGAGUAUAAUUGGUGGUGAUUCUCGAGUUAAAUAUCCACCAUCAUUUAUUGCUAAUGUUCUCUCACUUUCUAGUACUUUCCCUCCUAUAGCUUCGCUGCUAAAUGCUUAUCCAUCACUCUCAAAUGAUAUAGUGACACCUGAAGUGGAGGAAGAACAUGCAGUAGCUGUAGAUGAUAGUGUGCUUGUAAGUGCUGGCAUGAAGGAUGGAGUAGAAACUGUAGUGUUGUCGACUGGUCUAUCAGCUUCUUCUGAAAUGGAGAAAGGCUUCCCAGCUGUUCCAUCUGAAAUCCAUGAUAUGGAGAACCUAGAGAGUGGAAUACCUGGAUUAGAUUCUUCUGUUCGUAAUGAUGGAUUGUCUGAACACCCAGCUGCUUCUUCAAUGGCCUCCACAGAUUUAGAAGAUGCCAGUCAAGAGCAAGCUACGAGUGUCAGUCAAAGAUCACCAUUAAAUUUACUUCAAUCAAUGUCAACAGAUCGGUCUGAGGAGCUAAGUCCAAAAGCAACUGUUGCAGAUGUCAACAGCCUGGUCUCCUCAACAGCAACUUCGGUUGGGGUAUCCAGUCAUAUUAUCUUACCAAAGAUGUCUGCACCUGUUGUCAACCUUGCUGAUGAAGAGAAGGAUAAGUUGCAAAAAUUGGCUUUUAUCCGGAUACUUGAGGCAUAUAAGCAAAUAGCAGUAGCUGGAGGUUCACAAGUCGAGUUUUCUCUGCUUGCCUUCUUAGGAGUUCAGUUUCCGUUGGAGUUAGAUCCAUGGAAAGCAAUACAGAAGCAUAUCUUGGCAGAUUAUAUGAAUCAUGAGGGACACGAGUUGACAUUGCGUGUCCUGUACAGGUUAUUUGGUGAGGCAGAAGAGCGUGACUUCUUUUCUUCAACAACUGCUACUUCUGAAUAUGAGAUGUUUCUCCUUGCUGUGGUAGAAACACUUAGAGAUUCAUUCCCACCCUCAGACAAAUCAUUAAGUAGAUUACUUGGUGAUGUUCCAUAUUUGCCGAACUCAGUUUUGAAAUUAUUGGAAAGCAUGUGUUCACCUGGAAAUGGUGACAAAGUGGAAAAAGAGAUGCAAAGUGGGGACCGAGUGACACAAGGUCUCAGCACUGUAUGGAGUCUGAUAUUGCUGAGGCCUCCUUUUCGAGAUGCGUGCUUGAAAAUUGCUUUACAGAGUGCAGUUCACCCUGUGGAGGAAGUGCGAAUGAAGGCUAUACGACUGGUUGCAAACAAGCUUUAUCCUAUGUCAUCCAUUGCCCAAAGAAUAGAAGAUUUUUCAAAGGAAACGUUACUUUCUGUAAUAACUGCUGAUGCAACCGAAGCAACAGAUGCUGAAGGACCAAUUACUGAAUUGCAGAAGGAUUCUGAUUCAGAAAAGCAUUUAAAUGAACCUCGAUCAACAAGUGCCAACAGUAAAGAUGUCUCUUCUGAUACUCAUCAAUCAUGCACUUCUCAAAGUGUGUCAUCCUUUUCGAUGGCUGAGGCCCAACGUUGCAUGUCACUAUAUUUUGCUCUGUGUACAAAGAAGCAUCUCCUUUUCCGUGAAAUAUUUGUUAUUUAUAGACGCGCUUCAAAGGCUGUUAAGCAGGCAGUUCAUCGCCAUAUUCCAAUACUAGUUCGUACUAUGGGUUCAUCAUCAUACCUUCUUGAAAUUAUUUCAGAUCCUCCAGUAGGAAGCGAGAACCUCCUAAUGCAGGUUUUGCAUACACUGACAGAUGGGACAAUCCCCUCUCCAGAACUAAUUUUUACCCUUAGGAAGUUGCAUGAUUCAAAAGUCAAGGAUGUAGAGAUACUUAUUCCAAUUUUACCAUUUCUACCAAAAGAUGAGGUUUUGCUGGUUUUCCCCCAACUUUUGAACCUUCCACCAGAUAAAUUCCAAGCAGCUAUUACUCGGACACUGCAGGGAUCACCCCAUUCUGGUCCUGUGCUAGCUCCGGCCGAAGUCUUAAUAGCUAUCCAUGGGAUUGAUCCUGACAGAGAUGGAAUUCCAUUGAAGAAGGUAACAGACGCUUGCAAUUUUUGCUUUGAUCAGCGGCAGAUAUUCACCCAACAAGUUCUUGCUAAAGUUUUGAAUCAGUUGGUUGAGCAGAUUCCUCUUCCUAUACUGUUUAUGCGUACGGUGUUACAAGCAAUAGGUGCUUUUCCAGCACUGGUGGAUUUCAUAAUGGAGAUUCUCUCUCGACUUGUAGGCAAACAGAUAUGGAAAUACCCGAAACUCUGGGUGGGAUUCUUGAAGUGUGCAUUCUUGACAAAGCCUCAGUCAUUCAGCAUAUUGCUUCAGUUACCUCCAGCACAGCUACAAAAUGCAUUAAAUAGAACUGCAGCUCUGAGAGCACCCCUGGUUGCACAUGUCAGUCAACCGGAAAUCCGAUCUUCACUUCCAAGGUCUAUUCUGGCAGUCUUGGGCAUUGCUUCUGAUUCCCAGACGUCAAGUCAGGCACAGACCAGUCAGGCUCGGGCAGGAGAUGCAAGCAACUCAGAUAAGGAGGCGGUCAUAGAGAAAUCAAAAGAAUCUAGCACUUCCUGACAUGCCAAUUCAGAUUGAAGAGCCUGAAAGAUCCAAAUUAGGAUUGAUUAGUCUACCAAAUGCCCCAUAUGUGGACUAACUGAUGCAAUCUUUUCGCUAAACGAUGAGACAAGAUGUUCAUGUUGCAAAUUUCUUUGGCAAUGGAGGCAAGGUGAUUAUGUUAUAUAAUACCCUGUAAGUUGACACAAUGAGACCACUUCCGUGCAAUAAAAGUUGCUGCUCUUUUACAUCCUAAUCAACAAUCAGGCAGUUGCUCAAGUAGGAACAUUGUAAUUUUCUGUAAGAUUAUCAAAAUUUUGAAGGUGUAACAAGGCUGAUUUUGUACGAUGAUUUUCAUAAUCAUCAUCUCACUCUGAAAGUAAUGUAAAUUUAUUUUCGCUUUA
Molecule: messenger RNA, 4607 nt
Organism: Ziziphus jujuba (common jujube)
Lineage: Eukaryota; Viridiplantae; Streptophyta; Magnoliopsida; Rosales; Rhamnaceae
Exons: 27
Coding region: 235-4224 (1329 amino acids)
Source: RefSeq, a predicted model, not a curated record